This is a messenger RNA of Toxotes jaculatrix (banded archerfish), 4597 nucleotides long. RefSeq names its product sodium/hydrogen exchanger 9-like. Lineage: Eukaryota; Metazoa; Chordata; Actinopteri; Toxotidae. Gene Ontology annotation, biological process: sodium ion transport; proton transmembrane transport; regulation of pH. Gene Ontology annotation, molecular function: sodium:proton antiporter activity. The coding region runs from base 42 to 1877 and encodes 611 amino acids. The transcript has 16 exons. The record is from RefSeq and is a predicted model, not a curated record. Gene Ontology annotation, cellular component: recycling endosome; membrane.
UUAAACAGCUAUUUCCGAAAAGUUUGACCAAGGCUUUGAAGAUGUCGGCCACUGUAAGCCAGAGACAAGACAAUGCAGCCCUGUUGGUACUCGCUGCAGUUAGUGUUGGACUUCUAACCAUUCUCACUGUGUGGAAGUUAAGACAGUUCAAAUAUGGACUAAUUAAUGAAAGUGCAGGUGCAAUGUUUUAUGGUAUGCUUCUGGGCUUGACAGCGAGAUUCUUGUCAUUUGAACCAGGACUUCAUGUGAAGAGUGUGGAGAGCGUGUGCAGUUGUGGCGCUCUUAACAGCACUCCUCACAUCUUGAUGGUCAACGUCACAUCACACGGGCACUGUUACAAGCAUGUAGGAAAACUAAACCAAAGAUGCCCACCGCUGCCAACCCCUCAUAUGCUCUGUCUUUUACAGGAGACCUUUGAUCCUGAGGUCCUUUUCAAUCUGUUCCUGCCACCCAUCAUCUUCCAUGGAGCUUACACCCUUAAUCAGAGACGAUUCCUUGAGAACAUGGGAUCUGUUCUGACCUUUGCUUUUUUGGGUACCAUAAUCAGCUGUAUGACCAUAGGGGCCUGCGUCUAUGGCUUCACCAGACUGAUGGUGCUGUUGGGCCGAGCAGCAGAUGGAGACUUCUUCCUCACUGACUGCCUCCUGUUUGGUGCCAUUAUGUCAGCCACUGACCCAGUUUCAGUUCUUGGUCUGUUGUCAGAGCUGCAUGUGGACCUGGAUCUGCACACCCUGCUGUUUGGUGAGAGCGUCCUGAAUGAUGCUGUGGCCAUCGUCCUGACACAUGCCAUCACUACCUACAGCCAGAUGGGUGCAGGACACACCUUCGACCCCCUUGCCUUUCUCCACUCUGUUGGUUAUUUUCUUGGAGUGCUUGCCGGCUCCUUCCUCUUGGGUUUCAUAUUCACGGUCAUAACAGCCCUCCUCACCAAAUUCACACGACUGCAUGAGAACCCACUACUGGAAACAUCAGUCUUCUUCCUUCUGUCCUGGAGCAGCUUCCUCUCAGCUGAAGCCAGUGGACUUUCAGGCAUUGUGGCAGUGCUGUUUUGUGGCUUGAGCCAGGCAAGGUACACAUUUCAUAAUAUAUCCUCUGAGGGCAGGACCAGAAUCAAACAGCUCUUUGAAGUCUUCAGCUUCCUGGGGGAGAUUUUCAUCUUCAGCUACAUGGGAUAUGUAUUGUUGGUGUUUCCUCACCAUGCCUUCAAAGCCCUCUUCAUUUCUGGGGCAUUUCUCUCCAUCUUUAUUGCAAGAGCAUGCAACAUCUACCCUUUAUCUUUCCUGCUGAACCUGGGCCGUACAAACAAGAUACCUUGGAAAUUCCAGCACUUCAUGACAUUUGCAGGUUUGCGGGGGGCUGUGGCGUUGAGCCUGGCUGUAAGAGACACGUCCACAGAAGUGAGGCGCACCAUCCUCACCACCACGCUGCUGCUGGUGUGCUUCACCAUCUGGGUGCUGGGUACGGCGGCUGAUCCCAUGCUGCGCUUCCUGGACAUCAGAACAGGAGUGGAUGCAGCCGAAAAUCCAGAGGACCUUUCUUUUGAGGUUGCUACAGGGAGGCCAGACACAACACCAGGCCCAUGGCACCGUCUGGACUACAAAUAUCUAAAGCCGGUGCUGACACAUUGUGGCCCUCCACUGACCGACUCACUGCCACAGUGGUGUGGAGUGUUUGCCCGACUCUUUGCCAGCCCAUGUGUCCAAGAGGAUGAAGAGCAGCUGUGUGCGACUGGACCAGACAGCCCCAUCUUUGAUGUGGAGAAAACAGAGAACCAGCUUGUAUCAACAGGAGGCGACUCUGGAUCCGAGCACCAGGAGGACCUAGUGGAGGGGGACCUGGGCCUUGGCACUGCUCCAGCUCUCACCAGGGAGGCCUGAAGCUCCAGGAGUCACCUCUUACCCGAGUUUAUGAGCCCCCGCUUCCCUGAGGCUAAGGCCGUACUUCCCACAGUGAAUGGGGUCACUGGGCAGGGCAUCUGAGAGGAGCCGACCGGGAAUCACAGUUUCAUUGGCUCCCAAAAGGUCAUGCACCCUCCUUGUGCUGACAUGCAUGCAAAGGCACACACACACACACACACACACACACACACACACACAGGGAGUAAAAACAAUUACAAAGGCCAUUGCCCUUUCUGUUACUCUGCUGAUGAUUUUCUUGGCUUGUUUUGCUCCAGUUUCAGUGAAAUUAAUAGCUGAAAUAGCAAAGUAAAGCCUGGGCCAAAUGUCUAAACACAACCAACAGGAAAAAGAAAUUUGACCUGUGCGUGCACAGUGUGCUUUUCACACAACAAGCUAAGUUAUAAUGCAGUAGUUCUGGUAAAAAUGCAACAUGUUAAGUCACACAUUAAUUCUGAGCAGAGCAGCUUCAUGCAACUUGGUUACAUAAUGUCUUGGUUUCAAGCUUUAGGGGAAAUUGCUCAUGAACAUCCACUAUUAUUGGAGGCUACUGUAUUUCCCUUAAUCAGCUGAAAUGGUAUUUCCGUGCCAACUUUGCUUCGCUCUACCCCAACUCCUUAUUAAACUUUUAUUGCACUGUUUUCUGCUACAAUCCUUUUAACUGAUUCAAAUGUAUUCCUCUGAAUUUAUUACCCCCCCCCCCCCCCCCCCCCCCCCACCCCCCCCCUCCCGUCUCCCUCCACGUCUUGCUUAUCAUUCUGCACUGCACUAGAAUACUUCCAAAUGCUUAAGUAUAUUAACAGCAUUUGGGAAAGAGACUAUUAGCAUGUGAAGUUUCUUCUGACUUUAAUUAUAGAUUGCACUUUGCUACUUUCUGAGAGCAUCAUUAUAAAUCUCAGGGCCCUUUUCCCCUUGAGUGAAGCAGGAUGUUGUGUACUUCACAAAUCCAGUCUGUGAAGGUUAGGCUUUGUGAGUAUGCAGACUGUUUCCCUCAUAUUAAUAAAGCCAUUGUCCUUCAAUUGAGGGCUUUCCACUUUAUGUUGUGAAUGCAUGGGUGCAUCUAUGGAAUGCAUCUGUUUGUGCUUUCAAUUGCUGCUAAAAAAAAAUACAAUAUAGUGUCUUUUGCUUGUGCCAAAGUUUGAAAACAGUUUUGUUCUGAGCAAGAAAAGACUAAAUCAUAGGAACAGCCAUCCUCAGACAGAGAUGCUCAACUUUUAACCCUAUCCUUAAAGGGACAGUUCACUCAAAAACAUUUUUUUAAUCUCUAACUCAGGAUGUAAUUUUACUAGACUUGGUGUGAUGUGCUGAGAUUUAGAGCUAAUGUGCAAUAAAUGAUCUGACCACACUGUAAGGCGACAAAACAUUUAAAUUUGACAGUUGAGAACUGAGGAUUUUCACAUAUGACCAUUAUUUCUAAUAUACCACAACCCUUAUUUUCAAUGUUGUCUUUAAGAACUACUCACUGACGUACGCCCUCAUCUAUCUCUGCUCAGGGAGGCAGAAACUGCUCACAGCGAUACCGUAUAAAUUUUCUGUGUAACCUUUGAGCAAAGACUUGGUGCCUUUUGAGCACUAUUUUUUUUUUGAGCAUCACAAAUCAAAUAAUAUUAACUUGUAUCUUUUAACUUUGUAUUUAGGUCAUUUAGUAUCUGUGUAUUUCCCUUUUUGAGCCAUUUCUCUGGGUUUUACUUUAAGGUUGUGUUAUCAAAAAAACUAAACCUAAAGGCACCCUGUGGAAUUUGUCGGUUAACCACAUUUUUUUCUCAUGCAUGAGGAUGCACAUGCAUUCAGAUGAUGGGAUGUAAAUUUCUACCAAGGGUUUUACAGUAUGUACUCUAUCAGUGUACAGUUUACAGUGAUAAAGAGCUAAGAAACACAUCAAUGUGCCACUAAAAGCAGGGAAGAAGAAGACUGUUAGGGCCAUGGUCAUGGAUGUAAAGAAUGUAAGUUUCAAACGUCUUAGAAAAAUUGGCUUUGCACUUGUUUUAUGAGGGAGGAAAUGCAUUCAGCACAUUUGUUAGACCUCAAGGAUACACACAGUGUGUUUUGGUGAGUAACACUGAAGGUAAACAGAAACUCUGUUUACGAGAAAACUCCACAGGGUGCCUUUAAGUUAUAUAGCAAAUAGCAAAUUUAUGAAGUAAUUCCAGCACAAUGGUUCUCAAAUGGUCAGGGAAGGGACAGUGGUGCAUACUGCUCUGAACUAGGGUACAGUAAACUUUGAAAUAGGUCAUAAAUAUGAAGAACAAAAUUAUUAAAAAGCCUAUGUGUAAUUAAAAUAGAUAUUAGUAGCAUAAAGCUUUCUGUUAUUGCAAUAUUGCUUAACUCCAGUGGCUCGCCGUGUUCAAUUUUCUUUUAAGCUUUAGGAAACCUCAGCUCGUGCACCAGGUUUUGAGAACAACUGGUCGUGUUGUUAUGUUUUUGUUAAUGAUUUUAAAAAUGUACAGGGGUGCGGGUUGUUCAACACAGAUGCAUAAACUGUCUUGUUAACUGUGAACUUUACUCAAUGCAAUAUUCCCAGAUCAUGUGUUUUUAUAAGAGCAAGCAAUUGUAAACAUUUGAAAUGGUAGAACAGACAGCGUACACUGACACUGAGAGAGACCUUCCAGCUCCAGAGCCGUAGCAUUGUCCACAGUGCAUGAUAUUAUCCUACAAGGAUUUGGUGACAAAAAUCAGAACAUCCCCCUUUUUUUUUUUUUUUU